Talaromyces proteolyticus is the source of this 2226-nucleotide messenger RNA. RefSeq lists its product as uncharacterized. Gene Ontology annotation, molecular function: protein binding. The transcript has 6 exons. The record is from RefSeq and is a predicted model, not a curated record. NCBI's taxonomy places the organism in Eukaryota, Fungi, Ascomycota, Eurotiomycetes, Eurotiales, Trichocomaceae. The coding region runs from base 1 to 2226 and encodes 741 amino acids.
AUGUACAGCAGGCCACCCCCGGGUCGCGGGCAGCCUAGGCCAGGCCCCACGGCUGCCACCUUCUAUCCUGGGGGCACAGAUGACUUCUAUAUGCCCGAUGUCAUCUCGCCCUCUCCUCAACGAGUAAUGCCCGAAGUCCCUGAGAACAUGCAGGAUAAUAUCGCCCAUCUGGAACACGAGGUUCGCGCACCGCGACCCCAGACCCAGAGCCAGUCCUCGUACGACCGAACCCGCCAGCCUGGAUCGGGCGGCAGCUCUUACAAUCAACUAUCGUACGAAACUAUGGACCAUCCAAACUUCUCCCCCUUCCCCGUGCUUCACAACCCGCCUCCCAAUGUCCCGCCGACCGACGAGCAAAAGGAAGCCAACUUGGAGAAAGGGCGUGUCCCUGUUCUGUCUUCCAACGAUCCAGAAAUGCAGCUGGCGUGGGCCCAGGACUCCCUCUCGUACGUCGAGAUUGCCAUGCAGAACGAACUUCGUAUGUCGCAAACUCAGCCCGCCCGUCCACAAACGCCUCAGGUCGAACGCCAGCUGAGGAACGAUGCUUUGAAUAUUGUUUCCUUCCUGGCCGAACAACAUCAUCCCCAUGCGGAGUUCAUCAAAGGCAUGUGGCUGGAAUUCGGCAAGUUUGGGAUGCGUGUGGAUAAAAAGGAGGCGUUCCGCUCGUAUUCGCGGGCUGCAGACAAAGGAUAUGCUCGCGCCGAGUAUCGGAUGGGUAUGCAGUUUGAGAGUUCCAAUGAGCCUGCCAAGGCUAUCAGGCAUUAUGAAAAGGGUGUUGCCAUGCAUGACUCUGCCUCGUAUUAUCGUCUCGGCAUGAUGAUUCUUCUUGGUCAGCAUGGACAGCGACAAGAUUAUGAAAAAGGAUUGGAGUAUAUUCGCCUUGCAGCCCAGACCUGCGAUGAGAAUGCGCCUCAAGGAGCUUACGUUUAUGGCAUGUUGCUCUCUCGAGAACUGCCUCAAGUGUCCGUGCCCGACCAUUAUCUGCCCAUUGAUAUCAACGGCGCACGAGUCAAUAUCGAAAAAGCCGCAUAUCACGGGUUUGCAAAAGCGCAGGUAAAGAUGGGCGCCGCUUACGAAUUGGGACAGCUGGGAUGCGAUUUCAAUCCUGCUUUGUCUUUGCAUUAUAACGCCCUAGCUGCGAGACAAGGAGAAGCCGAGGCCGAGAUGGCAAUUAGCAAAUGGUUCCUUUGCGGUCACGAAGGACUUUUUGAGAAGAAUGAUGAAAUAGCUUUUACAUAUGCUCAACGGGCAGCUCAAAGUGGCCUUCCAACCGCCGAGUUCGCCCUCGGGUACUUUUACGAGGUCGGAAUUCAUGUUCCAGUCGAUAUUCAGGAAGCCCGCAGGUGGUAUGCCAAGGCAGCUGCGAGCGGCAACAAAGAUGCCGCUGGUCGAAUCGACAGUAUUUCGCGGUCCAAGACGCUUUCCCGCAAAGACCACGAGCAGGUCGCUAUCGCCCGUAUCAAGUCACAGUAUGGAUCUGCCGGGCGACCCCGUCCUUCGUAUGGUGGCGCGGCUCAGGCUUCGACCAUGGCACCACCCCAGGAGACUUUAGAGAUGCCCGACCCCUCGCGCAUGCGAAUAUCUGACGAUGGCUAUGGGGCGCCAUAUGGAUCUAACGGACAGGGCUAUGGACGUGGUGGGUAUCCAAGCCCACAAAUGGCCGCUGACCCUCGUCCCAGCUCUGCGUUUGGUAUCAACCCUAAUAUCCAUUCUCCCCCUUAUGGUCCAGGCAGCCCUGGCUACAACCGUGUUCCAUCAGCCGGUUCAGGCCAAGGGCCAAGCCCAGGGCCAGGACCCAUGGGUUAUCGCCAGGGUGGCCCAGGUUCCAACUCCCCUAGUAUGCAACCCGGUCCAGUUGAUAUCGGAUAUUCGGCGCCUGACCCAGGCCGCCGACGACUCCAGCGACCCGACCCCCAGGGACUAGGUCGACCUCAAGAUGUCCCAUCUAGAAAAAGAACGCCAGAACCUGGCCGGCCUUCCCCUGGGGGGUAUCCUGCCCGCAAUCAGCAAAUGCCAGCACCGGGCGGUGGACCCGGUCGACCUUCUCCAGCCUCGACACCCCGACCAGGAGGCGGCCCAGCCAACGCUCCUGCGAAGCCCAACAGCGGUGCCAGUACUCCUGCAUCUAAGCCGGCAUCGGGUGGCCUGCCCGGCAAAGGCCCGAAAACAUUUGAGGAAAUGGGAGUUCCUCAAGGCAAGCACGACAGCGAAUGCGUUGUAAUGUGA